Molecule: messenger RNA, 1464 nt
Organism: Penicillium cataractarum
Lineage: Eukaryota; Fungi; Ascomycota; Eurotiomycetes; Eurotiales; Aspergillaceae
Product: putative rhamnogalacturonase
Exons: 7
Coding region: 1-1464 (487 amino acids)
Biological process (GO): carbohydrate metabolic process
Molecular function (GO): polygalacturonase activity
Source: RefSeq, a predicted model, not a curated record
AUGCGACUCUUCGCACAUUUCACGAUCAUUGGGGUGGCGGCUAGCCAGCUCGUUGGAACAGUUGGGCCUCCCACACCACUCGACGAAAAGACUGUUGAGUGCAAUGUCUUGAACUAUGGUGCGGUGGCAGAUAACUCUACCGAUAUAUCUUUUGCAGUUGAGAAAGCCUUCACAGAAUGCGUCCUCCAAAGCCCCGGGAGCCGGUUGAUUAUUCCAAAGGGCGAAUAUCUUCUUUCCAGAAGUGUUGUUCUUAGUAAUGCAACCAAUUGGGCAUUUCAGUUGGACGGCUUGAUUACGGCAGCAUAUGAUGGGAAUUGGACCGUUGAUCGCGAUCUGAUCCUCCAGGGGUUUGCCGGUAGCGAUUUGAUCAAUUCGACGAUUAAUGGGGAGGGGGAUGGGAAGUUCUUGCUGGAUGUUCUCGUGAUUGUCAAUGCCGUCGACUUCGAAUUCUACUCAUUAACCGGAACUGGCGCUAUCCAAGGACAGGGAUAUCUCUAUCGAAAUGCCAACAACACUGAGCGCCCGCGUCUAGUUAGGCUAAUUUCACCAACCAACGCUUCAGUCCACGACUUAAUCUUGGUCGACAGCCCGAAAUUCCACAUUGUGCUUGAUUUCAUGUUGAACGUCGAAGUAUACCACUUGACAAUACGCGGGGCAAACUUGGGUAGCUACGAUGGCAUAGACGCGAUUGGAAAUAAUUACUACAUUCACGAUAAUGAGGUAACUAAUCGAGAUGAGUGUGUCUCGGUUAAAAGCCCAUCGCACUUUGUCCUGAUAGAGAAUCUUGUCUGUAACCAGGCAGGAUCAGGAGUCUCUAUUGGGAGUUUGAAUGUAUCCGCAGAGAUAUCCAAUAUCGAAGCCCGGAACAUUAGCAUUAUUCAAGGAAACAACAUAGCCUUCAUAAAGACAUACCCCGGAGGCUCAGGCUACGUGACAAACAUCACGUUCUCCAACUUUCGCUCUCUUUCCAGUCUCUAUGGCCUUAAUAUCAAUCAGUACUGGCAGAAUACCUUCACGCCAGAUACUGGCUCCGUUUCACUGAGUAACCUUGCUUUCCGCAACUUUUCAGGCUCUGUUGCUGAUGGCACAACGAGAGGACCGCUCAAUCUGAUCGGUAACGAUCUGACUUUUGUCACAAAUGUUUCUAUCGAGGACUUCACUGUCUGGACCGAUACUGGGGAUCGAAUCGUGAAUAAAAUUAACAAUAUUUUUGGGUCUGGCGAUGAUAGCUAUGGUACGAACGAUGGUAUCAAAACACUAAGGGCUUCUGAGUUGCCGUACACUUACACCAGCUCUUAUACUGUUACGGCUACCCCCAGUGAUUGGUAUGCACCGAGCACGCCAACGUGGGCUGCGCCAAGCACUGGCUAUGGCACCUCGACUCCCAUUCCUGUUUAUUCUCCUGCUCCGCUUUGGCGUCCGGGCUCUGUCGACUACAAUCUCCAUUAUUGGGGAAGCUUUUAG